Balaenoptera acutorostrata (minke whale) is the source of this 2477-nucleotide messenger RNA. Its product is annotated as ATPase PAAT-like. The coding region runs from base 322 to 1551 and encodes 409 amino acids. Lineage: Eukaryota; Metazoa; Chordata; Mammalia; Artiodactyla; Balaenopteridae. The transcript has 6 exons. The record is from RefSeq and is a predicted model, not a curated record.
CUGAGGCCCCCUGUCGGGAUCAGAACCGCCUUUCUAUCCCGAAACAAAAACCUCCUGUCGACCAAAAUAGGCAUUAAAAACAAAAUCCAGGUGUCGAAAAUCUUCAUCAGCUUAGUUUUGAAAAUGGCACACUUUGGUCCUUUAUUCUAUUCUGCACCCCGCCCCACCCCCACUUCUGAACUGUUUUUUAACUUACACUAGCUGCCCAGUCCAUAUAUUUCAUUAACUGGACAGGCAAUUAUAGGAAGUCGCUUAGAAUGUAUUACAGACGUCAAGGGAAAAGAGAGUGGAGAGCCCUCACGUCUAAAGCAUCAUUUCCUUAUGAAUUCUGUAUUGAGCAUUUCGUCAGUGCUUUGCAAGGCGCUUGGACUGCAAAUGCAAAUCCAGGAUCUGGUGAUUUUGCAAAGGAACGUGAACAGCCAAGAUGAAAACCCCUGCUUCCUUUACCUGAGAUGUGACCCUCCUGGAGGUGAAGAAAUCGUUUCUAUUGGCAUUUUAAGUUCAGCAAGAAAUAUGGAAGUAUACUCAGGAGAGGAGUACUGUGGAACCAGUAGGGGCAAGAAUGUUUGUAAUGUUCUGGAUAACAGUGAACAUGAAAAGAUUAUUUUGUACAAAAAAUAUCUAAAAUUGGAGUCUUCCACACAUGCUUGUAAAGUAAAGCUGCUCUCCUUUGGUGAAAAGCAGUGUGUGUUCAUCAGUAAAGUUGUGGUACAUGUGAGGCCAGUUUCAGCAAAUUCUUCAGCAGGCUCUCCUGCUCUAGGAUCAAGGAUAGACCUGGAGAGGGUCCAAACCAUCAUGGAGUCCAUGGGGUCAAAGUUGUCAUCUGGAGCUCAGCAAUUGAUGAAUAUGGUUAUUUUCCAGCAACAGAAUUGUGUUCCCAUUGGAGAGCAGCUUCAGUCAGUUUUGGGGAGCGCUGGAUACAAGCACAUGAUGGGACUGCAAUCAUCAUCUGCUUCAGGUGCCUUCGACAAGUCAUCCUCCACACCUUUCCCUUCCAGAACUGGAUUGACAUCUGGAAACAUGACUGAAGACUUAAAAGCUUACGUUGAUAAAAGUACACAGCCAGCUGGUGGAGGAAAUGUGACAAGCCUCCAAGAGUGUAAAAUUGUGCCACAAAACCAUUCUCUUCCUGAUCUUAAGAAUGCAGUAUCUUCUUUCUUACCAAAGAAAGCAAGUGACAACUCACAUAUACCUAACUCUGAGUUGCUGCCUUUUCUGCAGAAUCUGUGUAGUCAAGUGAACCAUCUCCGUGUGGGACCCAACACCAAGUGGCAGGAAAGCAUCACCAAGCCCGGCGAAGGCACUGUUGGUGUUACAAUGGAAGAGCAAUCCAUUUGUUCCUACUUGGAAAAGAUUCUUUCUAAAAAUAUGGAACUGAUGGAAAAGAAACUUAUGGACUACAUUGAUCAACGAAUAUAUAAACUCCAGGAGCACAUAGAUAAUAAGAUUGCUUUGUUAGUGGACUUGCUGCAAAGUCCCAACUCCCCACCCUCUGGCAUGCCUUUAAGACAUUUUGACUCUGGAGAAAGACUUUCAAAUGGAGAAAGAUAGCACUGAACAUGUUCAAAGUACUACAGAUAUUUAUUACAUAUUUAUUACAAAGCCAAACCCCCAAAAAAAGUUUAUGAAAAGCAGGUAUUUAAUGUCCUUUGAAAUAUUACCACUUACUUAAAGUGACCUCAGUGUUCAUUUUUACUGCACUCGUGAAUCCAGUACUGUACACUGAGUUAACAUAAUAGGAUCAGAAGUUAUUUUUGUUUGCAAUAUUUUUCACUCUCAGUGAAAUUUAUGUAUACUUCUGGAUUAACUGUUUAAGAUUUUAAGGAUUUCUAAAGCAGUUCAUUAGUUUGUAUUGUAUAUGUGUUUCAUAGAAGUACAUUUUUUAUUUAUACAAAGACUAUAUAGUCUUCGGCGUCUGAAAAAUAAUGCUUAGAGUAUUUGAUAAUUUUUCUUUUUCUAAUCAAUUGUUUUUGGAAAAUUGGAUACUUAAGACCUUUAAUUCAAAUCACUAGUUUAUAUUUUGUAUUGUUUAUCUCAGAUAAUGAACAAGGUGCAGUGUUUGGCAUGUGUAAAAUUAGUUUACACUGAGGUUAAUAUUAUUUGUUUCAGUACAGUGUAGCAGUAGAUAGGGAAGUAAAAAUCACAACUAGCCUACUCCUUGUUAGGAAUAUUAUUUUAGAUUUAAUGUUUGAUGUAAAGUGAGAGAAGUCAUCUUGUUUUAUCUCAGUCAACCCAGAAAACAUAAGGAACUAUUUCCCUUUCUGAGCUGAUACAGGUUCCUCUUUCCAGAACCUUCUUCUAUAUGUUUAAAGUGUGAAAUUCUGAGGUUCUGCUUUGAAGGGUUAGACAUAUGAAUCAAGGAGGUUGCAAUUCUCUCAGGCAGACUUAAUUUUUGGAAAUUGUAACUAUUGUAUAUGUGUUGAAGGGUGAUGUAUUUGCAUUUAAAAAAUAAAUGUAUCCACUCUGGAAACUACUUG